This is a messenger RNA of Toxorhynchites rutilus septentrionalis, 1938 nucleotides long. Its product is annotated as zinc finger protein 501-like. Gene Ontology annotation, biological process: regulation of transcription by RNA polymerase II. Bases 257 to 1264 code for a protein of 335 amino acids. NCBI's taxonomy places the organism in Eukaryota, Metazoa, Arthropoda, Insecta, Diptera, Culicidae. Gene Ontology annotation, molecular function: DNA-binding transcription activator activity, RNA polymerase II-specific; RNA polymerase II cis-regulatory region sequence-specific DNA binding. The transcript is spliced from 11 exons. The record is from RefSeq and is a predicted model, not a curated record. Gene Ontology annotation, cellular component: nucleus.
UAAUAAUUCAUCAGUCCAUAUAUAAAACGCAAGGAAAACGUCUUGAAACGACAGAAAGAAAAAUUUUCUAGUCGAAAAACAUAUUUAAGCAUAAUUCAUAUUGAUAAAAAUAGAUUAGUUUGAACGUGAACAUUAACGGGGAAAUAUUUUGAAGUCUAUAUUCACCACGGUUUUCGCAUUCACGUCCACCGAUGCCAGGAACUAUAGUGAAUUUACCAACAUCUCAAUUUCAUGCGCCGAGCCGACUGACAUCAAAAUGGAGCCAGAGUUAAUGAUUGAAGAUUACGAACUAUCGGAUAAUGAUAACAUUUUUGAGGCAGACCCAGUAGCGGACUUUGGAUCAAUUGAACGAAUCAAGGGAGAAAAAGGAGAAGUAUUCUUCAUCAGCGAAAUGAAAGGAGAAAACGACAAUCCGACAUGUAACGAAAGAUUGUUGAAAGACCCAAAAAGCACGGGAAACAAACCGCUUAAGUGUGACAAGUGUCAAAAAACAUUUCGCUCAAAAUUAGGACUCAAGCUGCACGUUCGAAUUCAUACGGGUGAACGUCCUUAUUCUUGUUCACAUUGUCCAAGAACGUUUGAGGAUUCUUCAUCGUUCCAAUCUCAUAUUCGAACUCAUAGCGAUAAUCGUUCAUAUUCUUGUCGACUCUGUUCUAAGGUGUUUAAGCGCAACACAACGCUCAAACAACAUAUUUUAACUCAUACUGGCGAACGUCCCUAUUCUUGUCAACACUGUUCGAAAGCGUUUAGAAGUCCUUCGGCGAUCCUAGUACACGUUCGAACUCAUACAGGUGAACGUCCAUAUGCUUGCCCAUAUUGCACGAAAGCAUUUAAGCAAAAUACAGCGCUCAAACUGCACAUUCGUACUCAUACAGAUGAACGUCCUUAUUUUUGUCCACAUUGUACGAAGACGUUCAAGCAAAAUGCAGCGCUCAAACAGCACAUUCUUACUCAUUCGGAUGAACGUGCCUAUCCUUGUCCACAUUGUCCGAAAAUGUUUAAGCAUGCUACGGCACUCCCAAAGCACAUUCGAUCUCAUACGGGUGAACGUUCCUUCUCUUGUUCUCAUUGUCCGAAAGCGUUCAAGGAUUCUGGCACACUCAAGCAGCAUCUUCGAAUUCAUACACGUGUACGUCCCUAUUCGUGUCCACAUUGUCUCAGAGGGUUUAAAAAAUCUAUAACCCUGAGAAGACACCUGAGAUCACACCGUAAAGAUAGAGCCGGUCCAGGGCAGCGAUCACAGGAAGAAAUAACUGGAUGCUGAAGAAUCCAUUUGUCGUUGAAUGCUGCCGAAAAAUAAAGUGAGUGAGUUAGUCCAAAAGAAGAAUAUUUUUUCAAAAAAUACCCAAACUUUGAAAAUAGCAAAAAAGAAAGCGAAUAGUUCAGAUAGGAGCCUUGACACUACACGUGAAACCAAAGACAUGCCUUCAUCAAUCACAGUUCACUAGUUGAACCACUAGUAUGCAAACAAUGUGAUGCAUAUCAAGGUGGAAUAGUAGACGAAGUAUAUUUCGAUUGGGUUGGUAAACAACAAAUGGGAUCAUCAUAAAGUGCAUUGAGUAUGAAUUUUGUAUGGAAGAAACGAAGGAAUAUUGAAAAUACUGACAGUUCCAAAAUACUCAUAAAAUGCAAAAAAAAACAGUGAGCAGAAGAUAUGAGGGCAAUCUUCCAAUGCAGUCUUGAAUGACCGAGCCAAAGCGUUAUGAUCGUACCCGCUUUUAUAGUGCGUGUUAGAUACACAUUCCGGAGUGCAAAAAACAUGCGGGUACAGAAGUUCCCCGGCUUGCAUGAAUCAACAACUUCAACUUCUAUGUUACAAUACAAUAGAGGCUUGAAAAUUCAUUCACCUCUAGUAUCAGGAAUGGAGAUUUUCUCAGGCUCCUCAGUUUAGAAGUACGUGUUAGGGAAACAUUCCGGUCAGCACAAAGACAAGCCAGU